Molecule: messenger RNA, 1032 nt
Organism: Necator americanus (New World hookworm)
Lineage: Eukaryota; Metazoa; Nematoda; Chromadorea; Rhabditida; Ancylostomatidae
Exons: 9
Coding region: 1-1032 (343 amino acids)
Biological process (GO): proteolysis
Molecular function (GO): serine-type endopeptidase activity
Source: RefSeq, a predicted model, not a curated record
AUGAACAUUUUUCCUUGGAUUUCUGUCGCGUCCUUAGUUAGGAUCGAUACUAACGAGAACACACGUCUGAAGGAAACUUGUGGAGCGAUAAGACUUCAGCAAAUUGAGCCGAAAAGAGGACCACAGCUGAUUUCAAAUGGUGACCCUGUGGAUAGGAACGAGUAUCCAUUUGUUGUCGGGUUAUUUUCGAUUAAAAUAACCUCUACGAAAAAUAUCGGAAGUGUGUGCAGUGGUUCACUGAUCUCCCGUCGCCACGUUAUCACCGCAGCUCAUUGCGUCUACGAAAUAAACGAAGAUGAAGUUAAAUUAUGGAGGAAGAACCCAGAGCUUGCGAAUCCACAAAUCUUUGAGAACAUCCUUGUUUCUGUCGGAAGUAGGUGUCCAACCUUUCUUGGAUGUCCCAAUGAUAGGGUUUACACACCUCGCUAUGUUAUCCCACAUCCACGGUAUGAUCGCCUUGAUCCCAAGCAUCUUAACGAUGUGGCAUUAAUUGAACUAGACAGAGAUGUUGAUGAGACCGUCGCGUCGCCUAUCUGUCUUCCGGAGGAAGACAGCAGUGUUGAGGGUCCCAUGGUCGCUAUUGGAUACGGUGUUGACCCACGUCGGCAAAUCGAUGGGUAUUAUCCUCUUCAAAAAGUGAAUUUAAACGUUAUAGCAAGUAAGGAUGGGCAAAUUGCAACGUUUGAUUGGGAAAACACAACAUGCCAGGGGGACAGCGGUGGCCCACUUUUCCGUCACGACCAAAGAGACAGAGUUGUUCUAUAUGGAAUUACGUCUUCCGGUCAAAAUUGCCGAACGCCUUAUCGAGGGGCAUUCAACUUUUUCAUCGACGUGCGGAAAUAUUCGAACUGGAUUUGCGCCGCUACAGGUGUUUGUCCUCUUGACAAGAGCAGCUACAAGAAACCCCCUGAAGUCCGCCUAGAUGAAAGAACAGGAGUAGAUUGUAUUCAAGGUAAAGCGAUCCCGACAUUCGGACCCAGACCUUUUCCAUGGGGAAACCGUGAACCGUAUAUAUGCAGUGUUCGAAUGUAA